CUCCCCCACUCCUUAUGGAACCCCCUCCCCCCUCCCCUUAGGAGACACCUUUGGACAAUUAUUUGGUCGCGUGUAUUUUUAGUCCUCUGACUGAUAACAUACGAUUGAAAUUAUCAACCACUAUUGACUUUGCCACCUGUUUCAGUCUUGAAUCGUUCGAGAAUUCCCGAUCGUUCGCUCCCGCCCAAUGUCCAGCCACUGUUGGUCCAGGAGCUGCAUUCAUGACCUCUCGGCUCGACACAUUUACUGUUGAACCUUCUUAGCGCCGAUGCGCACAGUUGCCUGUUGAAACAGCGACAAGCAUUCUCCCGCGGCCUAAUCCCAUCUCCUGAUCGUGAUAAUCGAUCGGACCGCCGUCAAUCCCCUCCCUUCGUCAAUUCUAUCUUCCCACAUUCCGGUCCAAGAUGUUCUCCCAACGGCGCAUGCGACUGCUGGUCAUUGCCGUGCUGGUGAUCUCCGGCGUGACCUGGUACUACUCGAGCGACGCGCGGAGUAUCCAGAACCAGCAAUUCUACCGCUCGACUGUGGCCGCCAUGGAUGCCCGCAAGCAGGUCAAGGAAGCCGAGGCCGCCGCGGCUAACAUUCCCGCAUCGAACCGCAACCCGGUCAAGGAAGACACCAAGCAUCCCAUGACCGAUGACAAGAUUGCGCCGGCGAUCCCCAAGGCUCAACCGGUGGACCAAGUAGAAGAGAUCUCCAUCGCGGGACGGACGAAGAUGACCGUGGCGAAGAAACCGGAGGGGGUAGAGGAGGAAAAGAAGAAGCAGUUCCAACAGCAGCAGCAGCAGCAACCGCAGCAGGCAGAAGCAGAGGAAGCCGAGACGGAGGCGCAUGCGCAUGCUGUGGCUGAGUUGAAUGAUAUCCUGAAACGGGCACCUAUCAUCAUCUUCUCCAAAUCCUACUGCCCUUACAGCGCCAAAGCCAAGUCCAUCCUAGUGGACAAAUACUCCAUUACCCCUGCGCCCUUCGUCGUGGAGUUGGACCAACACCCCCGUGGCCGCGAAUUGCAGGGCGUUUUGGCCGAGACUACCAACCGUCGAACUGUUCCCAAUGUGCUGGUCAACGGUAAAAGUAUCGGGGGUGGUGACGACGUGACGGCCCUCGACGAGAGCGGCAAAUUGACAUCGACCUUGAGAGAAUUGGGUGGUAAGUGGGUCCAGGAAGUCCACCGUAAGGAAUGAAGCCACUGGGCACUACUUGUCGAUUGACUAAGGCAUCUGGACUUGAUCCAUUUGCGACAUGUAUGGGAUUGGAUGUUUCACGAUCCGCGUUGAACGGCGCCGCCAAAAGGGUUUUUUUUUCGAUCGUACAGAGACAUUACGAGGAUAUUUGAGGGCGAGCUUUGGGGAUUUUAUGCCAUUUUUCUACGUACAUAGUUGAAAGCAUCCGAUGAUAUGGAUGAUUAAUCAUAAUUUCAUAGCAUGUUCAUUCGGGC
Messenger RNA from Aspergillus homomorphus CBS 101889, 1435 nucleotides. RefSeq names its product glutaredoxin. Gene Ontology annotation, molecular function: glutathione disulfide oxidoreductase activity. Gene Ontology annotation, biological process: cellular response to oxidative stress. Gene Ontology annotation, cellular component: fungal-type vacuole; Golgi lumen; cis-Golgi network. Bases 405 to 1181 code for a protein of 258 amino acids. NCBI's taxonomy places the organism in Eukaryota, Fungi, Ascomycota, Eurotiomycetes, Eurotiales, Aspergillaceae. The record is from RefSeq and is a predicted model, not a curated record. The transcript is spliced from 3 exons.